UCCCAGAUCUGCCAGAUUGCAAUGCAAUAGCUUUUUCACAGGUAAGAUUUCAUGCAUUUUCCGCGGUUGCCUCACCGCAUGGAUGUACCUCCAUUCAAUUUAUCGCUUGCAUUUCUGGAUUUUGGCUUGGUGCAUUCCAGUUCUUGCAAAUUGCAUGAGACACACCAGAAACUAAUAACAUUGCAAUUGGAUGAAUGGAAGAGGAGGAAGGAUGCCAUGAAUCUCUGAGUGUCAUUUCAGUAUGUUGCAUUGAUUAUUUAAAAGUGUCCUGUUUCGAAGAUUCGCUGUAAUUUAAGCCCCACAAGGCAGGUGUGAGAUUUGAUCAAGACCCCUAUUUAACAUAAGAGGCUGGGAUGCACCUUGCUGGUCUGUCUCCUAUUGGCUUGCUGUAAAUAACUGCAGAAACCUGUGGCUGCUGCUUCUCUGUGUACGGUGUUGUAAGUAGGAGCUUCCUCGCCACCUGUCAAGAUGGUGGCCCUGUCCCUGAAGAUCUGUGUCCGGCAGUGUAAUGUGGUGAAGACCAUGCAGUUUGAACCCUCCACUGCAGUGUAUGAUGCCUGCCGGAUAAUAAGAGAGCGUGUGCCUGAGGCUCAGACUGGACAAGCAUCCGAUUAUGGGCUGUUCCUGUCGGAUGAGGAUCCUCGAAAAGGGAUCUGGCUGGACUCUGGGAGGACCCUGGAUUAUUACAUGCUACGAAAUGGGGAUAUUCUGGAGUACAAGAAGAAACAGAGGCCUCAGAAGAUCAGGAUGCUGGAUGGGGCAGUUAAAACCAUCAUGGUGGAUGACUCAAAAACUGUCGGAGAAUUGCUUGUUACCAUUUGCAGUAGAAUAGGAAUCACAAACUACGAAGAGUACUCCUUAAUCCAGGAGUUUGCAGAAGAGAAAAAGGAGGAAAGCACAGGCACACUUAAAAAGGACAGAACCCUCUUACGAGAUGAAAGAAAGAUGGAAAAAUUAAAAGCCAAGCUUCACACAGACGACGACUUGAACUGGUUGGAUCACAGCCGGACCUUCCGAGAACAAGGUGUGGAUGAGAAUGAGACGUUGUUGCUGAGGCGGAAGUUCUUCUACUCGGACCAGAACGUCGAUUCAAGAGACCCUGUCCAGCUGAACCUGCUUUAUGUGCAGGCCCGGGAUGAUAUUCUGAACGGCUCUCAUCCUGUAUCUUUUGAUAAAGCUUGUGAGUUUGGAGGUAUCCAGGCCCAGAUACAGUUCGGGCCCCAUGUUGAGCACAAACACAAGCCAGGAUUUCUAGAUCUAAAGGAGUUCCUGCCUAAAGAAUAUAUAAAGCAGAGAGGAGCCGAAAAAAAAAUCUUUCAGGACCACAAAAACUGUGGAGAAAUGACAGAAAUAGAAGCAAAAGUCAAGUAUGUCAAGUUAGCCCGGUCUCUCAGGACAUAUGGUGUAUCAUUCUUUCUAGUAAAGGAAAAAAUGAAAAGCAAGAAUAAGCUAGUCCCCCGCUUGCUGGGUAUUACCAAAGACUCUGUGAUGCGUGUAGAAGAGAGGACCAAAGAUGUGGUACAGGAGUGGCCAUUGACCACAGUAAAGAGAUGGGCAGCUUCUCCCAAGAGCUUCACUCUGGAUUUUGGGGAAUACCAGGAGAGUUACUACUCAGUGCAGACCACUGAAGGUGAACAGAUCUCCCAACUCAUUGCUGGAUACAUUGACAUCAUCCUGAAAAAGAAACAAAGUAAGGACAGGUUUGGGUUGGAAGGUGAUGAGGAAUCCACUAUGCUGGAGGAGUCUGUGUCCCCGAAGAAGUCAACAAUUUUGCAGCAGCAGUUUAACCGGGUUGGCCGCGUGGAACACGGGUGCGUGGCGUUGCCGGCGGUGAUGCGCUCCGGCUCGGGUGGACCGGAGACCUUUAACAUGGGCAGCAUGCCAUCUGCACAGCAACAUGUUAUGACAGGGCAGAUGCACAUAGGUCACAUGCCCCCACUGAGCUCCGCACAGCAAGCUCUAAUGGGGACCAUUAACACUAGCAUGCAGGCAGUUCAACAGGCCCAGACUGACCUUGGGGAAGUCGGGGACCUGCCACCACUGGGACAGGACAUGGCAUCAAGAGUUUGGGUUCAGAAUAAAGUGGAUGAGUCAAAACAUGAAAUUCACUCCCAGGUCGAUGCUAUCACAGCUGGCACUGCUUCAGUUGUGAACCUUACAGCUGGAGACCCAGCAGACACAGAUUACACUGCUGUGGGCUGUGCCAUCACCACCAUCUCUUCCAACCUGACGGAGAUGUCCAAGGGGGUGAAGCUGCUGGCCGCCUUUAUGGAUGACGAUCUGGGCAACGGGCAGGACCUGAUGAAAGCUGCCCGCAUUCUGGCUGGCGCGGUGUCGGACCUGCUCAAAGCAGUGGAGCCGGCUUCAGGAGAGCCCAGGCAGACUGUACUGACAGCAGCUGGGAGCAUUGGACAGGCCAGUGGAGAUCUCCUGAGACACAUUGGAGAGAGUGAGGCCGAUGAAAGAUUCCAGGAAGUGUUAAUGAAUUUGGCCAAAGCUGUUGCCAAUGCGGCUGCCAUGAUGGUCCUGAAAGCCAAAAACGUAGCCCAGGUGGCAGAGGACACUGUCCUUCAGAACCGAGUAAUCGCUGCUGCCACACAGUGUGCCCUAUCCACGUCCCAGCUCGUCGCCUGCGCCAAGGUGGUGAGCCCCACCAUCAGUUCUCCGGUGUGCCAGGAGCAGCUCAUUGAGGCUGGGAAGCUGGUGGACCGCUCUGUCGAGGGCUGUGUCAAGGCCUGUCUUUCCACCACGGAUGACAAUGAGCUCUUGAAGCAGGUGAGCGCUGCAGCCAUCCUGGUGAGCCAGGCCCUCAACGACCUGCUCCAGCACGUCCGUCACUAUGCCAGCCGAGGGGAGCCCAUUGGGCGCUACGACCAGGCCACCGACACCAUCAUGACAGUCACCGAGAGCAUCUUCAGUUCCAUGGGGGACGCCGGUGAAAUGGUACGACAAGCAAGAGUCCUGGCCCAGGCGACCUCUGAUCUCGUUAACGCUAUGAGAUCUGACGCUGAGGCCGAAGUAGAUGUAGACAACUCUAAGAAGCUGCUGGCAGCUGCUAAACUGUUGGCUGACGCUACAGCCCGCAUGGUAGAAGCUGCAAAGGGGGCUGCAGCUAACCCAGAAAAUGAAGACCAACAGCAGAGACUGAGAGAGGCAGCAGAGGGACUGAGGGUUGCCACCAACUCAGCUGCUCAGAAUGCUAUCAAGAAAAAGCUGAUCAACAGACUGGAGAAUGCAGCUAAACAGGCUGCAGCUGCUGCUACCCAGACCAUCGCCGCAUCCCAGAAUGCAGCAGCAUCCAACAAGAACACCGUGGCGCACCAACAGCUCGUACAGAGUUGCAAGGCUGUUGCUGACUAUAUUCCCCAGCUGGUACAGGGGGUGAGAGGAAGCCAGGCCCAACCAGAGCAUCUCAGUGCCCAGCUAGCUCUUAUUAUUGCCAGCCAAAACUUUCUCCAGCCGGGAAGUAAAAUGGUGACCUCUGCAAAGUCAGCUGUCCCAACGGUUACUGACCAGGCGGCUGCCAUGCAACUCGGGCAGUGUGCCAAGAACCUUGCCACUAGCCUGGCAGAACUGAGGAGCGCAGCACAGCAGGCGCAUGAAGCCUGUGGGCCUAUGGAGAUUGACUCGGCCCUCACUGCAGUGCAGACUUUAAAAAAUGAACUUCAGGAUGCCAAGAUGGCUGCAGCUGAAGGACAACUCAAGCCAUUACCAGGGGAGUCUCUCGAGAAGUGUGCACAGGACUUGGGAAGCACUUCCAAGGCAGUGGGGUCUUCAAUGGCUCAGCUAUUGACCUGUGCAGCUCAGGGCAACGAGCACUAUACAGGCGUUGCAGCCAGAGAGACUGCCCAAGCUCUGAAGACGCUAGCCCAGGCAGCCCGAGGGGUAGCCGCCGCCACCACUGACCCGCAGUCUGCUGGCGCCAUGCUGGAUUCGGCCCGCGAUGUGAUGGAGGGGUCGGCCAUGCUGAUCUAUGAAGCCAAGCAGGCACUGGUCUGCCCUGGAGAUGCUGAGAGCCAGCAGAGGCUAGCACAGGUGGCAAAGGCAGUAUCCCACUCCCUGAAUAACUGUGUAAACUGCCUGCCUGGACAAAAGGAUGUGGACAUGGCAUUGAAGAGCAUUGGGGAAGCCAGCAAGAAACUCCUCGUUGAUUCUCUACCUCCAAGCAGCAAGUCUUUCCAGGAGGCCCAGAGCGAGCUGAACCAGGCUGCAGCUGGCCUGAACCAGUCCGCUGGGGAGGUGGUCCACGCAUCCAGGGGCACGAGUAGUCAGCUGGCCGUUGCGUCCGGAAAGUUCAGCGAAGACUUUGAUGAGUUCCUUGAUGCUGGUAUUGAAAUGGCUGGCCAGACACAGUGCAAGGAAGACCAAAUCCAGGUCAUUGGAAACCUCAAGAACAUUUCUAUGUCCUCCAGCAAGUUGCUCUUGGCUGCCAAGUCUCUCUCGGUUGAUCCUGGAGCACCAAACGCCAAGAAUCUCUUAGCAGCAGCUGCGAGAGCUGUGACAGAGAGCAUCAACCAGCUGAUCACACUGUGUACCCAGCAGGCACCGGGACAGAAGGAGUGUGACAAUGCAUUGCGAGAGCUGGAGACUGUGAAAGGAAUGCUGGAUAACCCCAAUGAGCCAGUCAGUGAUCUCUCCUACUUUGACUGCAUUGAAAGUGUGAUGGAGAAUUCCAAGGUCCUGGGAGAGUCGAUGGCAGGAAUUUCUCACAAUUGCAAGACUGGCGACUUACCAGCUUUUGGUGAUUGUGUGAGAAUUGCUUCCAAGGCUUUGUGUGGACUGACAGAAGCUGCAGGCCAGGCUUCGUAUCUGGUUGGUGUAUCUGACCCUAACAGCCAGGCAGGUCAACAGGGGCUAGUGGAUCCCAUCCAGUUUGCCAGAGCCAAUCAAGCAAUCCAGAUGGCCUGUCAGAACCUUGUGGACCCUGCAAGCAGCCCAUCUCAGGUGUUGUCGGCUGCCACUAUUGUAGCCAAACACACCUCCGCUUUGUGCAACGCCUGCCGCAUCGCCUCCUCCAAAACAGGAAACCCUGUUGCUAAGAGACACUUUGUGCAGUCGGCUAAAGAGGUGGCAAACAGCACUGCCAGCCUGGUCAAGACAAUUAAGGCAUUGGAUGGAGAUUUUUCCGACGAGAAUCGUGACAAGUGCAGAGUUGCCACCUCGCCCCUUAUAGAAGCAGUGGAGAAUCUCUCAGCGUUCGCCUCCAACCCAGAAUUUGUCAGCAUUCCUGCUCAGAUCAGCAGAGAGGGGUCUGCAGCCCAGGAACCAAUCCUGCACUCUGCAAGAGCCAUGCUGGACAGUUCAUCUCUCCUCAUUAAAACUGCUCGCUCAUUGGUUAUCAAUCCAAAGGACCCUCCUACCUGGUCUAUAUUGGCUGGUCAUUCACGCACAGUGUCAGACUCUAUCAAGAGCCUUAUCACAUCAAUCAGGGACAAGGCUCCUGGCCAGAGGGAGUGUGACUAUUCCAUCGAUGACAUUAACAGAUGUAUCCGGGGUAUUGAACAGGCUUCACUUGCAGCUGUCAGCCAAAACCUGCCUUCGAGGGAUGACAUUUCACUAGAGGCUUUGCAGGAGCAGCUGACCUCUGUGGUACAAGAGAUUGGCCAUCUCAUUGAUCCCAUUUCAUAUGCGGCCAGAGGAGAGGCAGCCCAGCUGGGACACAAGGUUACGCAGCUGGCUAGCUACUUUGAGCCUCUCAUUCUUGCCUCUGUCGGAUUUGCGUCUAAACUUCUGGAUCACCAGCAGCAGAUGACCGUGUUGGACCAGACCAAGACACUGGCAGAGUCUGCCCUUCAGAUGCUUUAUGCAGCCAAAGAAGGAGGUGGUAACCCUAAGGCUGCCCACACUCAUGAUGCUAUUGCAGAAGCUGCCCAGCUGAUGAAGGAGGCAGUGGACGACAUCAUGGUCACAAUGAACGAGGCGGCCAGCGAAGUGGGCAUGGUCGGGGGCAUGGUGGACUCCAUUGCUGAGUCCAUGGGCAGAUUGGAUGAAGGCACUCCUCCGGAACCAGAAGGUUCAUUUGUAGAUUAUCAGACAACAAUGGUCAAAUAUUCCAAGGCCAUUGCAGUUACAGCCCAGGAAAUGAUGACAAAAUCUGUGACCAGUCCGGAGGAGUUGGGAGGCCUAGCUUCUCAGGUCACCAUAGACUAUGGGCAUCUGGCUCAUCAGGGCCGACUGGCAGCAGCUACAGCCGAACCUGAGGAGAUUGGGUUCCAGAUAAAAACCCGAGUCCAGGAGCUGGGUCAUGGCUGUAUCUUUCUGGUUCAGAAAGCUGGAGCUCUGCAGAUCACCCCCACAGACAGCUUCACCAAGAGAGAGUUGAUCGAGUGUGCCCGAGCAGUAACUGAAAAGGUUUCUAUGGUUCUGUCUGCUCUUCAGGCUGGAAAUAAAGGAACUCAGGCCUGCAUCACUGCAGCCUCCGCGGUGUCUGGCAUCAUCGCGGAUCUCGACACCACCAUCAUGUUUGCUUCGUCAGGCACCCUCAAUGCUGAGAACGAGGAGUCGUUUGCCGAUCACAGGGAGAAUAUAUUGAAGACUGCCAAGGCCUUAGUUGAGGACACAAAGAUGCUGGUAUCAGGUGCUGCUUCCAGCCAGGACAAACUGGCCCAGGCUGCGCAUUCUUCUGCUAAUACCAUCACACAGCUGACUGACGUGGUGAAGCUGGGAGCCACCAGCAUUGGAUCAGAUGACCCGGAAACUCAGGUUGUGCUGAUCAAUGCAGUGAAAGAUGUUGCCAAGGCUCUGGCUGAAUUGAUCGGGGCCACGAAGUGUGCUUCAGGCAAGCCGGCUGAUGACCCCUCCAUGUACCAGCUCAAGAGCGCUGCCAAGGUCAUGGUGACCAAUGUCACGUCACUUUUGAAGACUGUGAAAGCUGUGGAGGAUGAAGCCACUCGAGGGACCAGAGCACUUGAAGCUACAAUCGAGUGCAUCAAACAGGAGCUGACGGUGUUCCAGUCAAAGCAGGUGCCGGACAGGGUAUCUACACCUGAAGAGUUCAUCCGGAUGACUAAAGGCAUCACCACGGCAACUGCCAAAGCUGUGGCAGCUGGCAACUCUGCGAGACAGGAGGACGUGAUCGCAACAGCCAACCUCAGCCGCAAAGCCAUUAGUGACAUGCUGACCACCUGUAAGCAAGCUGCUUAUCACCAGGAAGUGGGUGACGAUGUGCGAAUCCGUGCCCUGCGUUUUGGGGCGGAGUGUACCAUUGGCUACGCUGAGCUGCUGGAGCACGUUCUAUUGGUUCUUCAGAAACCAACUCCUGAACUGAAGCAGCAGUUAGCUGGGUUCUCGAAACGUGUGGCGGGGGCUGUCACAGAGCUCAUUCAGUCAGCUGAAGCUAUGAAAGACGGGGGUAACGAAUGGGUAGAUCCUGAAGAUCCUACAGUCAUUGCGGAGACAGAGCUGCUGGGAGCUGCAGCAUCCAUAGAGGCUGCAGCCAAGAAACUGGAACAGCUAAAACCAAGAGCCAAGCCAAAGCAAGCGGAUGAAAGCCUGGACUUUGAGGAGCAGAUCUUGGAGGCAGCCAAAUCCAUCGCCGCGGCGACCAGCGCUCUGGUGAAAUCGGCGUCAGCAGCACAGAGAGAGCUAGUGGCGCAGGGAAAGGUUGGCUCUAUCCCUGCCAAUGCUGUAGAUGAUGGUCAGUGGUCACAGGGUCUUAUAUCUGCUGCUCGGAUGGUGGCGGCUGCUACCAGCAAUCUGUGUGAGGCAGCCAAUGCAUCUGUCCAGGGCCAUGCCAGCGAGGAGAAACUAAUCUCCUCUGCCAAACAAGUGGCCGCAUCAACAGCACAACUACUAGUAGCCUGUAAAGUGAAGGCAGACCAGGACUCUGAGGCAAUGAGGAGACUACAGGCUGCUGGGAAUGCUGUAAAGAGAGCAUCGGAUAGCCUGGUCAGAGCGGCUCAGAAGGCGGCGUUCGACAAGAAUGAUGCCGCUGACGUGGUGGUCAAAACGAAAUUUGUUGGCGGAAUAGCGCAGAUCAUUGCAGCGCAGGAGGACAUGUUAAGGAAAGAGAGGGAGCUGGAGGAGGCGAGGAAGAAACUGGCGCAGAUCCGGCAGCAGCAGUACAAGUUCCUGCCGACAGAACUGAGGGAGGACGAGAGCUAAACAAAGGAACUUUGCAAUUUCUUAAUCUUUACCAUUCAAAGGGACAGUAUACCUGUAACCAGUACAGUAGCUGACAGCAAGGUGUGUGUACAUUGUCUACAUAUGCUUCACUGUACAGUAGAUAAGCAACAUUUCUAGUGCCCAGCCGAUAACACGCUACAGUAACUGCAAUCAAAAUCUGUUCUGUAAAGCAGAUUAUGAAUAUAUGAUUUGUUACCUCUGCAAAGGGAUUUUUCGUAAAUUGCUUUCGAUGCGCUUCUAUGAACUGCGUGCAAAUUGAACAUCAGUUUAGGAUGCUUUUGUAACUGUGUAUAUCUGUGCAUACACCAAUACAGACUGACCUUUUGCAAAGCUGUUGUAGACUGGGAAAUGUUUUUUCCUUUCCAUGGUAUGCAUUUGUGCAGCACAGGCAUAUAACAUUUAUUUGAUAGUUUACAGAGAAAACAAUAGAUGUAUUGAUUGCAGGUUUUUACAGUGCUACUGAUUUAACUUUGCAUUUAAGACUGAGGCAAGUCACCUUUUUAUAUAUGUGACCCAAGUUGCUAAUGAAUUUACAGUGAGGUACAAUUGCCAUAGAGAACAUUAAAUGGUGCGUGAUGACAAAUGGAUGCUGGUGGGUGAUUGUAACAACUAGUCAUAUUUGUAUAACUGUAUAAAUCAUAGUAAUUGAUUCUUUAGCAUACCACUUCAGAAAGCUUAAAUGCAGACCCUGACUUUUUCUUCUUAACUCGCCAUCCAUUUAGCAACACAGAUGCAGCUACCUAAAUGAAAAACCUAUUUGUGUUUUGUGAGCUUUGUGGAGUUUUAAAAAGUUGAAUGCAAAGUUGAAGUACUUGGAGAGGUACACAAAAACUAUUAUAAUGGUAUCUCACUACAAAUAUUAAUAUAGUUGUUGUUUUGUUCUUUUAACCGAAAAUUCCAUGCACACCUUUGUAUGAUUACUAACAUAAAUGCUGCUGUACUGUUUUUAAAUCGAAUUCAAAUACAUAAAAAAAGCCACUCCACCUUCAUUUAUAGGGAUAAAAAACACGUAUAUAAGGCUAUUGUGCACCUCAUUAUAACAAACACGCACUGCUUGUUGCUUCUAAUAAAGGUGGAGUGGAAGGUAUAUAUUGUCCCUUUUGAAAUACAAUACUGUAAUUGAGCCAAACCUGUUCAGAAGUGCCAACCUAUCAAACACGGCAGUGCACUCGAUCUAAUAUUGCACUGGGAAGUAGACUGUUUGAAGAGGUAGGUUAGAACAAGAUAGAUAGUUUUAACUUCCCAAAUCCCCUCCACCCUGCCUUGCAUGCACUACAUAUCCAGUACAUAUCAGGAAAGUUUAUAGACCACUAGUAGUUAAUGUGACUAGGUAGCACACACUAAGUAGGAAACAAAAAAAUGCAGUUUUUUCCCCCUCCCCAACUAAAGGUUGAAUUAGUUUAUUUUGAAAUAAAGAAAAAAAAAACACCUGUGGCUGUUCCCAUGCAAUGACGUACAGAGAUUAUGUGAAUUACAUUUUUAUUAUAGAUCAGUAAUAUAGAUUACUUUUUAAAGUCAGUGACGUAGUGGAGUAUUUCAGUCAAUAGGCUUUGCCCUUGUUUCUUAUUGCAACAAACUGUUCUUCCAUGUGUACGAGACAAUGUAUUCGGUCUUACCACUGUGUUGCAAGCUGCAUAGUUUUUGGAAAACUUUUAGGGUCUUUUCAGAAAUUGCAAUCGAAUGCUGACGGCAUUAUUUGAGUCAGUCCUGCCAAGCUUUGCAUGUUUGGCAUACAUGGUCAGUCAGUUUUAGUCGGAAGGCUAGCAAAAAUUGAGAGCUACAGGAUGCAGCCAGCUCUUGUUUCAAGUGGUCACAUGACAGUGUCCUAUUCAUGUUUUACAACUGAAAUGACACUGUUAUAACAGUGUUAUAACUAGGCAUUGUCUACCCCUGCAUAAUCUUAAAUGCCUUUUUGUUUUUAAAUACAGUAUUUGAAGCACGUAAGUUCACUUUUGUUUUCAAAUGUACCCGAAUGUGAAAAUGUAGUUUUAAUUCAUUGUCACUGUAUGUUUUGAAAAUGUGGCCCAUUUCAAAAUGCACUGCUGCAAACAAUAGAGAUAUCCUUUAAAUGUGUAUUUUCCAACAGUAUGCAUCUUUCAGAGUCUUACAGCCAGAGUUUACAAUAUUCCCAGUUGAUUCAGCUGACCAUUUUUACAAUGGGCCAUAUUCUCAAAACAGAGCUAUGUAUUUGUAUGGGUAUAUAUGGUUAGUUUGCCUGGGGUGCCACAAAGCCUACUUCUGACACCAUGUACAUGGCUUUACGCUACAGAAAACACUGAUAUUGAAGCACUACACACAAUGAAGUUGUAUUAUUAUUACUCAUGCUACCGUUGCAAACAAGAAGGAAUUCAGACAGGGCAGUGUCUUUAAUGGGAUAGCUUUGUUGCUGAGUCACAAAUAUGCUGCUUGGCUUGUUAACACAGGGUCUCUAUGUGCGGUUUUGUACGGUCUGUGUAGCUUUUUUGUGCCUUAGUCUAAUCGCACUUACAUAGCCUCUAUCUGCUAUAAAGAGGGCGGCCUCCACGCACAGCCCUACUCACUCAGACCUCUGAUUCUGUUUAGCAAUUCUGCAAUGAUCCACACAGGUUGUGCCGUGCUUGUCUCGCCUCCUCGCAUGAGCCUCCUAGUAACCUGCCUUGUUUCUUUGUUUGCAAGUUAACCAGGUGUCUUUCGUUAGAAAAUAAGAUGUGCUGGUGUAAACCUCUCUGUGUACACCAUUCCAUUAGCAAAGAUGCAUUAUAACUUAAGUAAGGCAGACAGCCUAGGUCAAACUGUACUGUCUGCUUAGUUCUUGUAUGUUACUAGUUUUUGUCUAUUUUAGGCAACUGCCUCUACAUUCUUCUUAAGCCACUA
This is a messenger RNA of Polyodon spathula (Mississippi paddlefish), 10977 nucleotides long. Its product is annotated as talin-2-like. Gene Ontology annotation, cellular component: ruffle; cytoskeleton; plasma membrane. Lineage: Eukaryota; Metazoa; Chordata; Actinopteri; Acipenseriformes; Polyodontidae. Bases 469 to 8103 code for a protein of 2544 amino acids. The transcript is spliced from 60 exons. Gene Ontology annotation, biological process: cell-cell adhesion. The record is from RefSeq and is a predicted model, not a curated record. Gene Ontology annotation, molecular function: structural constituent of cytoskeleton; actin filament binding; integrin binding.